UGUAUCUCCAUUCUUGCAGGAGUGGUUUGUAAAGGCUUCUUGCUGCAGUGUCUGGUGGCUGUGCUGACCACAUGAUGGGGCCAGUGAGCAAGAUACCACUGAUGUCAGGUGGUGGUUCUCCAACAUGUCAGCUUUUCAGGAACGAAGCUUUACAAGCAGAGAGUUUUAAUGAUUUUAUGACAUUUUUAAAUUCUUACUAAAUUACUAAAAUCACCAAAGCAGGAGAUAUCAGCUGACAACACCAUCUGUGACAAUGUAGCAGAGGCUUCUGGUGCAAUAAAGUCAAAAAGUGUGUGUGUUUUAAGCUCAGUGGGGUGGGCGGGCAAGAUUUGAGCUCCAUUUAUAGACAUACUGUACAUAGAGAGAGAGUCUAUGUGAAUGCAUGUGCACCAGUGAAUACAGCUGCCACUCAGAGGGAAGGAUAUCACACUUUAAAACCUCCAAAAGAAAGAUUCAAUUAUAAAAAGGAAUCAACCUCUACUGGAGCAGCACAACUUGUGAACUGUCAUGGCUCCCAGCUUGGCCCAGGCGUAUAGGAGGAGGUGGUGGAUGGCUAUCACAGCCAUUAUAGAGAACCUGCUCUUCUCUGCUGUUCUGCUGGGCUGGGGCUCACUGCUCAUCAUGCUGAAGAAUGAAGGCUUCUAUUCCCACCUUUGCAUUGAAAAUGAGACUGUCAACACCAAUGUGACUUCUUUGGAGAGCGGUGUCUGGCGGAGUUGUGUGGAGCAGGAAGAGAUACUGAAUCUUGGCUUCACCAUUGGCUCAUUCCUCUUGAGCGCAGCCACUUUGCCCCUGGGGAUCUUGAUGGAUAAAUACGGGCCACGCCCACUAAGGCUCAUUGGCAGUUUGUGUUUUGCGGCUUCCUGUGCAAUGAUAGCUGCCGCUGCAUAUGACCCUGAAGUGCUGUCUGUCCUCAUCUUCCUUGCUGUUUCUUUCAACGGCUUUGGAGGAAUCUGCCUGACCUUCACCUCACUCACACUGCCUAACAUGUUUGGGAAUGUCCGAUCAACCAUCCUUUCCCUGAUGAUUGGCUCCUACGCUUCGUCAGCCGUCACCUUCCCUGGUGUCAAGCUGAUUUACGACCUUGGCGUGUCGUUCCGUGUCAUCAUGUGGGUUUGGUCCGGGAUGGCCUGCAUGGUCUUCCUCAACUGCUUCCUAAACUGGCCCGCUGAAUCCUUCCCUGCGCCCGAGGACAUCAGAUACACUAAAAAGGUGAAGCUGAGUGGGGUUGUGACAGAGGACAAGAUGACUGGGGACAGGUAUGUCACCCACAUGACCAUCGUGGAGGACACAAUGGGAGCCAAGCAGCCAGAACUCAAGCAGACAGACUGCCAGAGCACAACCCAGGGCUCAGUGCCGCUCUGUCAUUCUAUGUGCUCUCCCAUCUUCCUGUGGAGUCUCAUCACCAUGGCAAUGACCCAGCUGAGGCUGAUCUUCUUCAUGGGUGCCAUGAACAAGAUGCUGGAGUUUCUGGUCACCCAUGGCGACCCUAACCUAUCAGAAGAGCUGCAGCAGGAGGCUGAGGAACAAGUUGGUUUCUACUCAUCUAUCUUCGGUUCAAUGCAGCUGCUAUGUCUACUGACCUGUCCUCUGAUUGGCUACAUCAUGGACUGGAGGAUGAAGGAGUGUGAAGAGGAAAACGCAAAAACACAAACAGAGAAGAGCCAAUCAGAUCCCCCAAAGAGAGACAGAAAGAUCCAGAAACUGACCAAUGCCAUGAGAGCUUUCAUCUUCACUAAUGUCCUGUUGGUCACCUUUGGAAUAAUUUCCAUGAUUGACAACAUGCCCUUACAGGUGCUGGCGUUUGUUCUGCAUACCAUAGUGAGAGGAUUUAUCCACUCCUGCUGUGGAGGGCUCUAUGCCGCUGUAUAUCCAGCCAACCACUUUGGGACACUGACAGGCAUGCAGUCAAUGAUCAGUGCUGCUUUCGCCUUGCUCCAGCAGCCACUCUUCAUACUGAUGCUGGGACACCUCGGUGGAGCUCCUUACUGGAUCAAUUUGGGCCUUCUCAUCUUCUCCCUGGCUGGCUUCCUGUUGCCGGGAUAUCUGUUCUAUCACCGUAGAAACCUGAUCAGGGAAAGGGCAGAGCAUGAUAGGCUGGCUGCCAGCCAAUUAGACAGAGAGAAUGCACCUCUAAACCAAUCAGAUAGUGGAACGGCUAAAAGCCAAGCCAAUGGGCGUGCAGCCAAUGGAUACACACCAAACGGACAACCUGUUUAAGAUGUGAAACAAUCAAUUUAGCUUACAGUUUUUUGUAAUUACCGUUAAGUGGGUUGAAAACUCUUUGCAACUAGCAAAAACAAAACAAGACGAGACUGAACACUGAACAAAUUUAAUUUUUAUUUAAAACAAAUAAAACACAUAGAUUAUAGCCCAGUGUCACAUAUGGGCAGGGUUUGCAUCAGAAUAGGAAGUUCAAACCCUUCAUGCUUCACUUUAAGAAAAAAUUCUUUGACUUUUCACUAAAUUCCAUCAUGUGAUCAUUUCAAAAUGGAAUGACAGCAUAAAGGCUUUGGGUAUGAUUCUCAGCCCUGCUAAAUCCUGUGUGGAGUUUUACACGUUACUCUCCUGUUCAUGGUGGUUUGCUUUCCCCACAAACAUUCUAAAUUUCCCAUAAGUGAGAAUAUGUGUACAUGUGAUGGACCAGUGAACUGCAUACUGGGAAAGGCUCCAGUCCUCCAGCGACAAAGGAGCAUAAAAAUUCAAGGACCAUACCAGUCUUUCUGCACGUUUUAUCCUGUUUACUAUUAACCACAUACGGUAGCUCUUCUACAGUAUUUCCAGCCAUUUUCCAAAGCAUAACUCAACUUUUUAGAUUGUUGAAUGGGCUUGAAACUUGAUUGCAUUAAGAAAUCCAUCACUGUAAACAACAAAAAUACAAGCCAAUAGAGCAAUUAUAUCAGCAAGAUUGAGUAGCUUUUGAAACAAAUACAGAAAUACAUAUUCUUCCUCUUACAAAUGGAAAGUUGAAUUCAUAAACAAAUACAAAGGUACUCAGAGACCUGUCGUUGUAUGUUUAGGAACAGCGCACCAUUCACACAAUAUGACGGGUUCACAAAUAUGCAAUGAAUUUUGUUCAUUUUCCCAUAGGAAAGGGAAAAAUCAUUUGUGUAUCCGCCCUGUGAUUCGGAUCUACUCCAACACUGAAUGGGUGCUUCCUUUGCCCAUUAUACAAAGCAAAUACCUCCAGAAGCUCCAGAUCUGCCCCCGGCUAUCUUCUGCAAAGCUGUCUGUGGGCCAGUAGCAGCUCUCGGCAGUCUUCCCCUGACAACACAGAAAAAGCCCUGCAAUACAUGCACAUUUUUUGAAUUAACCUCUAUUCACGUCUUUGCUUUGACACCCCACAAAUAACACACUCUGAUGAUUUCUUCAUUGAAAACACAUUCAUGCAGUGUUUUGUUUAUUUUAUAAAUUGUAGUGUAAAAUUUUGCUCAUGCCACAGUGGACUUUCGCAUACAACUGUACGUAAUCUCAUUGCACGAAAAAAUUUGCCUCGUUUUUGGGCACCAACACACCAUUACACUCAGGGGUUUUGCCCCUAUAGCCUUAUCUGGUCUGUAGCUUCUGGUUACUAGAUGUUAGCUACUGUUACAAAUAUUAGCUGCAUUUUUCUGUGUUAUGGAAAUCACUAAUUCAGUGACUUUAUGAGUCUCCAAUUAUCCAAUGUCACCUGUGGACCUUUGUAGAACAGUGGCUACUUUAAGUUGUGAUGUUACAAAAAGGGGCCCAAAAAAUGGUAGCAACCCUCUGUGCUUCCAUAUUUUGACAUAGUAAAUAUUGUAUACUAUAUACUAUAUUAUAAAGUGUAUAUAAGAGUUUCACUUGGUAGUUUUUACUCUUGAAAUAGUUACUUGCUAAAUGCAGCACACUACAAUGAAAGCAACAAGCAACAUAAUAACCUGCAGGUAGCAUUGCAAAUUAAACCCCCAGUGGGUAAGGAGUAGUCAGAAUAGCUGAAUGUUAAAUUGAUACACACUCUCAUGUCUGUAUGUUAAUUUGUUGGUAGCCAUUUUAUCUGUACAAAAACAGAAUUCAAGUUUUUCAGCAGGAGUCAAUAUAUACAACUGAUAUUACCACCAGUGUUGUGCAAGUUCACACUCCACAAGCGCUAGCUCAUAGUUCAGUUCACACAGAUUAAAAUGAACUAGUUCAUAUGAAUAUUUCAUAAACUAGUUCCUUUACAAAAUGCUGUUAGUUCAGUUUGGGUUGAGGGACUUUGCGGCUGUUGGCCAGUGGUCUUACCUUUUGUUAAUGAUUUCUUGUGAUCAUCAUUCACUCGCAGAUAUUUCCCACUGGUCAGAUGCUUCAACUCGAUGCGUCGUUUCAAAUCUGUUGCCAAUGUAACGUUCUGACGUGUGCACAAUUUACUGCGUCUGAAUUGCCAAUUGCACUAGCCGCCAUGCUGGCAUGUUGGUCGUCGUACAGCACGGCGCAUGAGCGAGAUUUGUGCUCAUUAGUUGACAAAUGUAUGAAUUCAGUUCACCGUAGAAACAUAAGCAUGUUCAAUGAACAUGCUCUAACACUGAUUAUCCAGGUAGCUCACUGUUUUUGAGUUAAACUUUAAAUGUCCAUUUUGGUAACUGAAACAAAUGGGGAAGAUGCAGAAAUAUGUGAGCUCAGGUCAGGUUUAUGGGUUGCACUUGCACUAGUUUGGUGUAAUUCCUUCUGUAAAGGUGGAAAAUAAAUCUAACUUACUAUUAUGAUUGCAGAUAUGCAUCAGAUAAGAAUGAGAUUAAAAAAAAUAAGAUGAAACCAAAUAAGUUAUUUAACUAAAUUUUGUAAGUUGAAAAAACAUUAUUGAUCAAGCAGCUUUACUAAUUUUAAUUUUGUCAUUUUUAUUUGUACUGUGAAAAAAUGUUUCUCUAACUUACAAAAUUAAGUUAGUGUUGUUUAAAAUAACUUAUAUAAAUGUCACUUAUUAAGUUGACACUAUUUCAAGCUAAUUUAAAGUUUGCUUCUAGCACUCAACUGUAGUUUAUAUUAUUUAGUAAUAAAGAGGCGCAUCAUUUUUUUUCCUGUCAGUUUGGUAAGGUUGUUGUUCUUGCCGUUGGUGGUUCUUCUUUGCUGCUCUUGAUCUUGAAAUGGUUUCAUAUGAAAUCACAGUCUAGGGAUAUUUUAACCAAUCACAGCUCUGUUCAGCCCAGUGUUUCUUAGGACAGAAGUGAGAAGGAGGAGAAGUUGAUGUCACAAAAAGUAACCUCAGUAUCAAAUGACAGAAAACUAGAAGGCUUGUCAUAAAAAUGUAAUUUCCCAAUCCCUAUUUUAGCCUGGGAGGUUACUGCAACAACAGUUCCUCCUCGUCUCCUCUCCUAAAACCUUUCUGAGAUUCUGUGCAGGCACAGAGCAAAAGUAAAUUGAAAAAAUCUAGACUCUUAGGAAAAUGUAUGAGUUACAGUAAAGGAGUUCAUAUAAGAAAAAAGAAGUGUGUUGUAGAAAUAUUGUAGUUGCUAACAAAUAAAGCUGCUCUAUUUUACUGUUACACCUGAAUGCAGAGCCAGCACAUCACUGUGUAUUGCUUUGAACGGCUGCAGGCUGAGAGCACAACAUGGCUUCUAGGCAAAUCUGUACAGUGUUAAUAGAAAAAAUGUGACAACUGUUCAAUGGUAAGAUAUAUCCAGUGAUUACAUAAUGGUAUGUAAAAUAGCUAAAAUGUGUUUUUGUAUGUGUGACAUGAUCUGCAUGCUUGGGACGUGCAUUGGGUUAACCCCUGCAGAGCGCAAUCUGCUGAGUGUUUAAAGGCAGCGAACGCACAAAUAAAGAAAACACCUUAUUUAAAAUAGUGUUUUUUGACAUGCACAUUCUCCUGAUUGCUCAGCUGAGAGCAGCCACCUUAAAAUAUAAUGCAAUCCAACACAAUAACACUGAUACUUAAAUUAUUCUGACAAAACAUAUAUGAAAUUAUAGGCUUCAGAAAGGUAUUAUUUAUUGUUUAUCCAUUGUAUAGGAUUGCAUUACAAUGUACAGGUGCUGCUUUUAUUGUAUCCUACUGUGUGCUAUUAUUUCAUUGUCAUUAACAUCUUUAAAAAAAUUGGAUCAGCAGGGAGAAUAUAAUUUAAAUGUAAAUAACUUUUCUCUAGAGAGCAUAAUAUAUUUUGUGUUACAUUUAUUUGGUUUCUGACUUGAUUUAAAAUGUUGCUUUGAUUUGUUGUGGAGAAUUAAAAACCAUUAUAGACAUUAAA
Messenger RNA from Dicentrarchus labrax (European seabass), 6179 nucleotides. RefSeq names its product solute carrier family 43 member 1b (gene slc43a1b). NCBI's taxonomy places the organism in Eukaryota, Metazoa, Chordata, Actinopteri, Moronidae. The record is from RefSeq and is a predicted model, not a curated record. The transcript has 15 exons. Gene Ontology annotation, biological process: transmembrane transport; neutral amino acid transport. Gene Ontology annotation, molecular function: neutral L-amino acid transmembrane transporter activity; L-amino acid transmembrane transporter activity. Bases 508 to 2220 code for a protein of 570 amino acids.